UUGUGUAAGGGUGCCAUGGAUGAACUAGGAAUCAUCGAGCAAGGCGUCGACUGGAGGACCCGCGUUGGUCAAGACAUUCGCGAUAGGAUGACAGAUGAUAUAUUGUUCAGCCUACAGAUGAAAUUGCAAAUGACUACUUCUACAACAUUGAUUGAUCUCCAGAAAGUUGCUACCAGGAUAGAAGAGAGGAUAUAUACAAUUGCUACUGACUAUGGUGAUUAUCUACGGAGGAUUAGUCUGACAAAAGGCGAUCUGGAGGAUUCAUAUCCUAUGUUAUUGAACAAUUUUCUACACAUUCGUCAGCAAGCUUCAAUCCAUUCGUCCAUCUUGCUCCAUCAGAACAAUAAUCAGGGCCAAAUCAUCCAGGCAGAAGGAAAUGUUCAGGGGACGUCAUCAAACAGCAUACUAUCUAAUGAACUGACCCUGAAUGACCACAAGAAGCCCUUCCACCCCAAUGCAAAAGAUAGGAUCAGUGAACUCCCUAAUGAUCUGUUCCAACAUAUCCUAUCCUACUUGUCAACGCGAGAGGCGGUGCGCACCGGUGUUUUGUCCCAAUGGUGGGUCAACCGGUGGGCAUUCUUGCAGUCCAUUCAGCUUGAUGUAGACUGGUUUCAUAUGGAUAGGGAGAAAUUCAGCAACUUUGUUGACAAUCUGUUGGUAAACCGUCACCAUGCUGAUGUUCCCAUGGAUACUUUCCAGCUACACUCUUUUGCAAUAGAACACGCUAAUUGCUGGAUUAAUCAUGCUAUCAAGCACAAUGCUAAAGUGCUUAAAUUUACUGAGUAUCAAAGAUGGGAACCAUUCUACUUGGAUCCAAAACUUGUGGGGUUCAGCUCUCAGUACCUGAAAACUUUGGAGCUUACAAAUGCUGCUCUAUACAAUCUCGUGUUUGAUCCCUUGAACAAUGCUUGCCCAGCAUUGCAGAACUUGAUACUGACAGAUUGCUUAAUGGAGGUGGAAGAGAUUUCAUCCAGUUCACUACAGAAAUUGGACAUAAUUGGCUGCUUUCUUCUGAAGGAUCUGAGCAUUUGUACCCCUGGUUUGGUCUCAUUGCGAAUCAAGGAUCGAAGGAUGGACAAUUCUUCGUACAAAAACUCUUACCUGGUGUUCACAAAUGUCACACUCAUUGAUGCUUCAAACGUCACUAGUAUGGAGUUGUCAGCUGUUGAUAGAAAGUUCACAUUCGUGGAAAAAGCUGGGAGCAGCCCAAUGUUCAGGAAUCUCAGAAGCCUGCACCUGAGUGAAUGGUGCAUUGUUGAUCUGUUUUCUCCUCUGCGUCAAUUCAUCCAGCACUCACCUAUGCUGGAGAUGGUGACUCUGAAGCUCAGUCUGUUGCGCUGGCGGUUCCAAAUCACGGAUGAACAUGCCAAGACGCUGGUCCGCGUUCGUGAUGCUCGUGGCCUGCUUCUUGAUUUUGAUUGGUACUGAAGACGGAGG
Oryza brachyantha (malo sina) is the source of this 1437-nucleotide messenger RNA. RefSeq names its product MEIOTIC F-BOX protein MOF-like. Bases 16 to 1428 code for a protein of 470 amino acids. Gene Ontology annotation, molecular function: protein binding; transcription coregulator activity. The record is from RefSeq and is a predicted model, not a curated record. Gene Ontology annotation, biological process: regulation of DNA-templated transcription. The transcript has 6 exons. NCBI's taxonomy places the organism in Eukaryota, Viridiplantae, Streptophyta, Magnoliopsida, Poales, Poaceae.